This is a messenger RNA of Sus scrofa (pig), 4957 nucleotides long. RefSeq names its product CMT1A duplicated region transcript 4 (gene CDRT4). The record is from RefSeq and is a predicted model, not a curated record. Lineage: Eukaryota; Metazoa; Chordata; Mammalia; Artiodactyla; Suidae.
GAGGCCCCGUUUGUGGACAGCAGAGGCGUGAGGCAGACGUGCGUGAGGCCGGGGAAGAGCCCACACUGCCUGUCUCCAGUUUUAAGUGAGAAAUAGGUUUCUGUCUUAAGUGUAACUUUGUUUUUUCUGUUGCUACAGCCUGAGUUCCUGUCAAUACAGUGUAUUUUGGGCAUCCUUCGUAGUUGUUUCCCUUGGCAUGGUAUUUGAGAUGUAGUAGUUCAGCGCAUACAUAUGUACCCUUUUCCCUGUGAAGUAAUGAAGCUGGUGUGAUAGGUGCUAAUAUAUCCAGCUGUUCCAGAUGCUAUUGCUACUCAAAAAUUCACCCCAUUUUAUUAUGCUUACACAAGCCAUGGUCCGGAAUUUGGGUGGAGCCAGUGGGGACAGCUUUUCUCUGCUACAGGGUCGGGCUCAGGUGAAGGACUUGAAGGCUGGGUUCUGCACGCUGGCCCAGGGGCAGUGAACAUCUGGGGGCAUCUUUAUGGGUCUGGAGGUUGAUGGUGGCUGUGAGCCAGCUCUCCCAGGUUGCUGGUUGGAACAGCUGCGUUUGUGACAUCUGGUGGUCUCUUGAGGCCCAUCUGAGCCUUUGCGGCCUGGCAGCUGUGUCUUGAGACAGGCUUCCCUGGGGAGCCAGGGCAGAGCGCGGUGGUGUUAUGCCUGGUCUCGGGAAUCACAGUGUCGCUUGUCCCUUAGUCUCGGUUGAAGCAGUCACCAAGCUCCCCCUGAGUUCAGAGGGAGGGGAUGUAGCAGCCAUCUGUGGAAAGUAGAAUCUGCCGCACACACUUUCAUUCUUUCAUCAAGAUGGAAAAACUGCUUGAAAGAGACCAAGGGUAGCAAGUGGUAUUUUCCCUGAUGAGCCUGGAGCACAGGUGAACUGGCUGAAUGGUGCCAUGAAAGGAGCCCCCAGCAUACCUGUUAGGUCCACACCUUUGAAAGGUGUGUGUGUGUUGAGGUGAUGGCACAUGCAGUCCGCCCAUGCUGUAGGUACUCUGAUCCUUUGAAUUUGUAGAACUCUCUAGAGCUCUUCCAAAGUUCUGUCAUAUGUAUCACCUUGUUUGCUUCUCCCCAUUAACCUUGAGAGGGAGGAGAGACCACAGGUAACCUCGUGUUACAGGUGUGUGACCAGGACGGAGAUGAGAGAUGGUUUACUGCAAGCUGCAAGCCUGGAGCCAGCGAUGUUCCCCCACCCACCCCUGGUCUCCUGUGCCCCCCACCAGCUCCCUGCUCACCUGAAGCCAUGUGGUCAGCUAUGGCCUAUGUGACAGUGGAGGUGAGCUGUGUCACUCUUGAGUGUGGAAAGUGCAACUGAUGGGAGAUCCCUGCGUCUUUCUUUACUUUUGUGGCAGCCAGUGGUGCUUGAGACAGCGGCUUGUAGAGCAGAGCUCCCACCAGCUCCCGUUGGACGUGCGACGCAGAUAGUUGUUGAAAUUCGACAGUGCCGUGGACCAGUUCCUCAGGGCAUCGCACAGCAGGCAGUGCACGACUGCGGUGCCUGAGAGAUAAAGGGAUAAAAAUGAAGUCAGCCUUACAUUGCCCUGGCUUCUGCCUGGAGGCAGUUUCUGACAACAGGACCUGGGAGGAGGACCCCAAAGAGAGGCUGGCGUCCUCUCUGACUUGUGGACUCAAAGGUGAUCCAGAGAAGCCAGCCCAGGAAACCUCGUGAAAUGAACCACCCCAGGGACUUGCAGAAGUUCCCAUGCGGGAGAAGCGGGGACCAGCGGCCGUCAGAACAAGGUAUCUGGACCUUCAAAGUGAAGAACGCGGCAGCAAUGGAGAGGACCGACGCCGGAAAGCCGAAGCUGGAUGAAGACCUCACAGGAAGCACGGGGCUCCCGGGGACUCUGCUGGAGAAGCACGACCCGUGGCCUGCCUACGUCACGUACGUCUCGCCCAAGGUGAGGAAGCUCAUCCAGAAGAGCCAGGCCAGAGAGCUGGAGUGCUCGGAAGCCAUGCAGGAGAGCCGGCGCGCCCGCAGGCCCAGCACGCCGGCCAGCCUCCUCCAGCCGAAGAGGAGGAAGUCGUCCAAGGUCUCGGGCCACACGACCUUCAAGGACAUGAGGUCAGAGGCCAGGCUAUCGGCGUGGGGCCCUUUCUCCGUGUCGGCUGCGGGUUCCACCGUGAUCCACGCGGAUUCCAGAGCCAGCCCCACGGCGAACUCCAACAAGAUCAUCUUCUCCCGAAAGCCGACGGCGAGGGUCCUCCCGGGCAGCUCCCGUCUGUCCAGCACGCAGAAGCACUCCGGCGGCUAACGAGGGCCCCUGCGGCCGCCCCCGAGCCUGUACAGCAAUUAAGCUCCGUUUGCCACAGCCCCUCACCUCGGCCUUUGCCUUUGAACUUGCUCUGCUGCUGCAGGGCUUGGCUGAGAUAAACCAGGCUGACUGUGGGCUUUGGUGGAGGUGGGGGUGGAAGGCCCAGGUUCUGGAGGAGCAGGUGCUCCGGGUGCAUCUGUCCUGGUCCAGGCCGGAGACAGAGCCACACCUGUUGUUUUACCAGCGGUGACUGAAGAAAAUUUCUAAGUAGGUAACAGAAAAGGCAGGAAGAGGGUCCAGGGCUGUGGCUGGAGGUGGCGCCUGCAGGAAGCAGGCUCGGGGUGGGGGAGCAGAGCAAAGAUGCGGACUUGUUUAGAGCUGGACCCUGGAGACGGCCGUGUGGGCUGCAGCUCAGCCUUCUGAGGUUGGGCUGAGGGGCGCCUCUCUGAAGAUGCUGGAGUCCCUGACUGGGCAGAGAGCUGGGGUGGGGGGAACCCCUACCUCUCAAGAGGGGGAGCCCUUCGGCUGGUGGACCCCCUGAGGCUGGUUCUGAGUGUUAGGAAAACCGAAAACUGGACUCGAAUGUUUCUGGAAGGAAGUGACACUCUCCGGGUGAACGGGAAUUGCUGGGGAAACAGAAAGGGACAGGAAGCGAGUCAGGAGCCAGUUCCUCCUCCUUCCUUCAGCCUCCCCGCGGCGGCCGCUCCCUCUGGUACCCCCCCUGCCAGGCAGGGCCCAGACCUAAUAGGGAGAGAACAGGGAUGUGAGCCACAGAUUCCCGAAGCCUGCAUCUCAGAGCCAGUGUGAGGGGCUGGACUUGGAGCCGAGAGCAAGGGAGCUUUGCAACCUUCCCCCGGGGGUCGGGGGCGGGGUUCCCAGAGGAGCCCCUGCAGGGUCGGUAUGUGUUCUCCUUGGAGGGUUUACAAAGCGGCCCUGGGGGCCUGGCGCCCCCUGCUUGGAAUGGCGGGUCGGCUCCCCUCCUUCUGUAAGGCUUGCCUUGGUGGGGCGCCGUUCCCGGCUGGCCCCCAGCUGUGGUUUGUCAGUCUCAGCUGGCGUCCGUCCACCCGGGCUCUGAGCUGUUCCCAGUUGGCCCCAAAGCAAAGGGUGCCGGACGCAGUCUGGACGCACACAGGCCUUGUCUCUAGAUGCGAGGGCCUGGUCCUGACGGGCAGACCACCCGCCUCGUGCCUGUGGUUUGUCUCCUGAGCCUGGCUUCGCUGGUAGCUGCUCUGCUUUGCCCUCACCCCAGCUUCUGUGCUUAUGUAGAGGUUGCAGCGCGCUCUGCUCUAAAGGCCACUUGAAGAGGCGGAAUUUGCCCUAAAAAUGCAUUCUUUCCAUCUAAGGGUCCUGCAGAAACAGUUGGGCCCUGCUCUGGCUGCUGUGGGUAGUGUGGGAGCAACUGCGCAGAUCCUGGGCUCCGCACCCUUUGCUGGGUUCCCAGCUCUCGGCCAGAGUGAACUCUUGCAACGACAGAGGCGGUUUCCAGGGACCCCGCAUGAUGGCAUUUUGGGUCUGCGGCACAGUCGUACACCUGGAAGCAGGUGAUGAGUGGAUCCUCUCUUCUCUCCUUUGUGGGCGUUCGUAGCGGGAGGCUGUCUGGAGACGUCACGGGUCCUCGUCGAGGGUCAGCCUCGUGGAGGGUCAGCCUGGCCGGGGGUUCGGGAUCCUUCCCUCCAGCCCCUCGAGGGCGAGGCAGUCCCACGGUUUUUGUUUGGGUCUUGCUUUUAAUUUCUAGUUAGCUCGUAGUUUUACAGAAGUGUAUACUCUCCAGGGUGAAACGAUUGUUGUAUAGACAGCAUUGUUCAGAUUAAUUCACGUCUCAGCCGAUUAUAACCACACAAGCCGGAGCCCACGGACACCAGCGCCUGCUGCUGUGAUGGGAAUGGCCGUGUCUGCCACCGCCGUCCAGACGCUUUGCUGCCCAAAGCCAUUUUGACCAAAAAAGGCCCCGUUCCUUUGAACCAGGGGGCUCCGUUCACGGCCAGCCGAGCUGGGUCCCCAGGUCUGGCCUCCAGGCGGACUUGACCGGCCCCGGUUGUGCACGUGCAGGCAGAGGAGGCGGCUGCGAACCGCUUCUUCCUGGGGGACUAGCUCGGCCGGACCAGCAACGAAGCCUCGGUCCCUGCAGGAAGGAGGGUGGUCCUGAGGCCCCCAGUGCCUGCCGCUUAGAUUUGUCCUCUCCAGUCCAGAGGUCCAGACGCCCCUGCGCGUGUGGAGGGGCCCGGGGAGCCAGACUUAGAGAACUCUCUUGCUGAAAGCCUGGAAGGCCCUGGAGGGUCAACGCAGAGCGGGGCAGAGACGCUGCUUCUUCUGGAUGUCACAGGGCACCGGCGUGCGGGCCCCACCGCCCUGGGCGCGGCCACAAGCGUGGGUCUGCCGGAGCCCAGCCGAUGCUCGGGGAGGCCAGUUCUGCUCCUGAGAAGCUGGGAGAUGUUCCCGGGGCUCUGGAGCCAGCGUGGAGCCCUGCCAGGGGCUGGAGUGGCCGCCAGUGGGCGGGGCCCUCUCGGAAUGUGACCUCAGCUGCCUUUUGAGCCCAGGGGCCGCCAGGCUGGCCUCCAUCUGAUAGGAAGCUGGCUGACCUCCUCCCGCCCAAACCAGCCACAGCCCGAGGCCCACAGCCGCCUCUUAUUUACCUCUCAGCACCUGCUCGGCAGCAGAGUUGUUUCAGUUGGUCUCCCUGCUCUGGCCACAAAACACCAGAAUAUAUCUUU